AUGCUUUUCAGCUUCAGGGCCAUGAAGAUGUGGUGCAGGCUUUCAAGCAGAAGCAGUUGCCAUCUUCCAAAACGUUGGCUCUCACGUGGCGGCCGCCGGCUCUGUCCGCAUCGAAGGCUCUUCUUCACCCUUCGAGCUUGGGCCGCACCAAGAAGUACGCCCUUCAGAAGCAUUUGCAGAAGGCAUGGUCCAAACGGUCAGGCCCACCGCACAGGGUUCCUGAGGACGCUGAAGAGGCUGAAGAAUGCAGCCCACACGAGCGUGAGGCCGAGCGGGCCGAGCACCUUGAGUACAUCCAUGUUGGAGAUUUCAACUUCUCCAGCUGGCACUUUAGUUGCUUGCGAGUGCAUGAGUUCACUGACGCAACUGCGUGGGGGGGUGCCUUCAAGCGAACAUCAAGACUCCAUCCAGGUUAUGGUGCGCACCGAUGGUGAUGGUGAUGGUGCUGUGGACAAAACACAUGGAGUAUUCACAGACGUUCAGUUUGCGAGCAAGUUUCUAGACCUGAACCGAAGCUGUUUUCUGCAAGUGUAUUGCAUUUCCUUGUGUGAGGAUCUCUGGCAAAAGCAGGAUACAAGCUCCAAAUUGGUUCCGCUUGUGCCCUUGCCAGGGGUUGACGAGAUGAAGAUUUGGCGUGGCUGGGAGUUUGAGAAGCAAGAAAUGCAACGUCUGAGUAAGGAGAAGCGCAAAAGAACAGGGUCUGACAUGCCCACUGCUUUACAGCUCCCACGUGCCAAGAAAGCCAGGGGCGGAGGGCCCGCCCAACCUGGCCUGCGUGCAGGGGAUGCAGAGCCCCAGCAGCCGAGCGAGGGAGUGGAAGACCAGCAGCAUGCAGACAUGAACGAACAGGUCCAUGGCUAUGCUGAAGCUGAAGCAGAAGUGGAUGCUGAUGAGAGUCAGGGCCAUGACGAGGAUGAAGAUGAACAGCAGGGUGAUUGGUUCCAGGAUGCGGCAAGUCAUCAGUCUUGUUCCUCAAGGGAUCCAGAGGAUUUUGACGAAGACGACCAGCGUGAGUCAGAAGAUGAUGGUGGUGGAGUUGGUGCAAUUCCCUUGUCUGAUGCUUCGCCUGAAGCGGCCGACGUGCGUCUGGCAGGUCUGGGAGACGAGCUUUGGGAUGAGAUGCAACGAGAUUUUGCCGAUGCCGAUGCCCUUGGGGCACAUGGUGCGGCGCCAAGGACGGCCCCUGCUUUGGCACGAGGUAGUGCCGAUGUCUUCGAGCUACCUGGCCAGGGGAGACCCCUGGGCUUCUUGACCACCUGGCUCCAAGCCCAGUUUGAUUUUGCCGACCAGGGGGCCAGGCUUGGAGUGACCGUGCUGAAAGAGCAAGAGACACAGAUGCUGGCGAGGCUUUACAUCGUGCUGUUCCGGAAGGACAAGUUCUCUCGCGAAACCGUGGCCACUUUCAAAAGGUCUGUGGAGGCUGUCAUGGAGUUUGUGGAAGCCAACUACCCGCCCAAGCCCCUGAUGGAGCUCAUGCUGGCUCCAGAAUCACCGCUUCUGCAAGAGCUGUUGGCUGCCAAGAAUGCCAAGAAGUCGCAGGCGCCGGUCUGUCGAGAUGCUGCUUCUGUUUGGGGCCAGAAAUGGCGUCAGCAAGCGGCAGAGGUGCGGCAAUCCCUGGGCCUGCACCCUGCUUCGAGGCCCUGGACAGGCAUGCCUGGGUUGAAGGCUUCGGAGAUCCCAGCGAUUGAAAGGGAAAGGGAAUUGCUGGACAUUGCUGUUGCUGCUCACCUGGGUGGGGGAGAAGCAGUGCAGGAGGUUCAGGCGAAUAUGAGGCAUAUGACCGAUGAGGAGCAGGCGGCCCACAUGAAGUUGUUGUGCCGAACUCUCUUUACGGAUGUGUCACAGAACCCAGCACGACGAGCUCAGUCCAACCAGCAGGGAAGGGGCCGCUGCCUGACGACAUCGAGCAGGUGGUAUUCGCACGGCCAAGCUCGAAUGGUGACGGCUUUCGAGUUUUUUCGAUUCCAAGGCCAUGAUCUCCGUGUGAAGAUUCCUGAUUCUGUUUCCCAGAACCAGGCUGCUGAACUGGAUGCCGCGGCCGCGGCUGUGACUCCGAAAGAAGAACUGGAAGAAGCAGGGGACAAUGGCGAGAGCAGCUUGUGCUGGCAGCUUGUGCCUGCGGUGGAUGGCAGCACGCCGACGGAGCCCAAGUCAAAGAAGCGCAAGCAGGAUGGUGUGCGCUUCGUGCAGCUGACCGCCUACAUGCUGCCCAGGUCCACGGUCGUUCUCAUGCCAACCUGCUUCAGGUGCUGUGAUUGCUGCUUGAGCAUCAGGCCCGAGUAUCCCUUGGAAACUCACCAGACGGCCUAUACCUUGCGCGCUGGGUACGCACCGGACCCCAAGUUCGCAGACGAGUUCGACAUGAGCUUGAAGGUAUUGAUCGCAAAAGAAGAGAAUGGGGAGCUGAGGGCUUUCUUCAAUCCGCUGGCCCAUGUGUUCACGGCGAGUUGUUUCGGCUACCGCAUCUCGCAGAGUUUCCUAGCCCUGACAGCCAGUGAGUACGGUGCCCUGCUCAAGCGACAGCCUGAGCAGAUCGGAAAGGACCCUGUGUCUGUUCCGUUCAAGUCUCCGGGCGAAACAUCGAAAUACAUUUUGAUGGACAUGGCUGACUUGAGGCACGAGCAGAUAGCCGGUCUGAGGCAGAUUGAAGUGUACAGCGACCAUUCGACAGAGCUUCAGCAGUCAAGCUUGACACCAUCAGGACAGCUUCACCGUGAGCAAGGUGGGCAUGUGUUCAACAGAAUGGUCGCAGCCUCGUGGGAGAAACGACCUCCAGAGAUUAGGCCCACGGCCACCAAGCCCGAGACCUUGGCCCAACUUCAGCGGUUGCACAACGAGGCCGACCAGAAGGAGAAAGAGCUCGCCAAUCAAAAGAAGCAGAUUGCGCCUGUCAAAGUGGAAGAUGAUGAUGACCAGCAGCCUGGUUCAGGCCCAGUUCGACAGUUGGGCAUUGACCUGGGCAAUGUGAGUGAUUUGAACGAGAAGGCGCCGAAGAAGCGGGUCACAGGCAAGGCGGGCAGCAGCGACCCGAAGCCUCAGCCAAUCCAGUCGGCCCCAGCGCCGGCAGUGAAGUCAGAUUCCCACAGGCCCACUCUCAGUGCUGCUUGCCCAGAACAGACGGGAGUCAAGCAGGAAGUUGAUGCAGGAUCCAGCGUGGGCAAAACAACUGCGAAGAGCAGACAGAUUGCCAAGCUCGAUGAUGAUAUGCAGGUUGUUGCGAAGAAGCACUUGGCCGUGACACCCACGGGCCAGAUCAACAGUUUGGAGGGGCUGGUGCCGGGAGCCUUCUUGCUUUGGGAUGCCGACCGCAAGCCCCUCAUGAACGUGUUGAACGGGGUGGGGUGGGGAGCGGGGACCUUAAUGCCUUAA
This is a messenger RNA of Symbiodinium sp. CCMP2592, 3369 nucleotides long. Lineage: Eukaryota; Dinophyceae; Suessiales; Symbiodiniaceae. The record is from the annotation of a GenBank genome assembly.